AUGUCCUCCGUCCUCGGCGCCGAGCCGGACAACGCCGGGCCCCCAGCGAAGCGGCCAAAGCGAACCUAUCGCGCCUGCUAUCCCUGCCGCUCCCGCAAGCUGAAAUGCAGCUUCGGUGACCCAGAUAAGCCAUGGGACGGUCCGUGUGUCCGUUGCACCCGUGAGCGGCGCGAGUGCGUGCGCGCCAUGUCUACUGUCGUGCGCUACGCCCUCCCUGACGUACCGGUGACCCACAUCCCAGCGCCCACUGCGGCACCACCCACUGUACCAACCUUCGCUAAGCCUGCCCUACCUCCGCAGAGGACCUUAGCACACUCCCCUCCGCACGAGCACGCGUACGCCCGCUAUGAGGAGGAGAGGGACGACCGACAGUCCCCACCACUCGAAGAUGAGGGCGAUGAGGGGCGUGGCGGAGGUAGCGCCCUCCUGAUGUCCAAUCUCCAGAACCCGAAUGACGCACUGCGUCUGCUCGCUAGCGCCAGCUCACUCCGGUACCAGACUGGGCCGGCAGGUGAGAGAGUGAACGAGACGAACCCACGCGGCGGACUCAGUCCGUGGCACUGGUGGGCGCCGGUCGAGGCGGGCGGGCUGAGCGAGGAGGAGGCUGCAGCGUUGUUGGGAUUCUUCGAAAUGCACAUGGCGCCGCUCUUUCCCCUCAUUCACCCGCGCGUCCUUGAGCCCGCGUACCUCCCUACCCUAGUGGCUGACGAGGCCCUCCUACUUGGCGCAAUUGUCGGUAUCGCGUCCCGCUAUGCAAACGUCCUCGAACCGGACCGCGCUGCCGAGAUCCACGCCGUCGUGUCGCUAUGGGUGCGGGCCGAGCUCACGUCCCUCAUGGACGGCGAUCUUGAGUUGCGUUCGGCCAGUACAGUUGAGGCCCUACUUCUGCUUAGCGAGUGGCCGCUUCUCCCUGCUACGCGGAAGCGGAGGUCGCGCGAGGAGCCGGACUCGGAGGAGGCGCGCCUACUGCGCCCAAGCUUGCGAUACGAUGCUUACUGCUGGAGUAACAUCGGUCUUGCUAUCCGCAUCGCGCAGGAACUCGGCAUGGAAGACAGCGUGUUCCAGGCUGCCGAGGCUGCAAAGGAGAAUUGGCCGGACACAUGGAAGUAUGAGCGCCCGCUCAAGACAUGGAUCUACUGCUACAAUGCGGAAUCGCACAUCGCAGCCCGUCUUGGCCGGAGCGCCGUCAUGCUGCCGAACAUGACCUCCAAAUGGUGGGAGAGCCUUUCAGUUGUCAACAGCGCCAUUCGCAAGGACAAGACUACGGACGCGUGGGCGGGCGACUUGUUCACGUUGACGAGCAACGGCCAGUUGCUUGGAUCGAUCCAACAGCAUCUCUACUGGAGCAAGGAGAUCACAUACACCCUCCUCCGCUCCGGCGCGUGGGAGUCGUUCAUGCGCUCCCUGCGCCUCGACAUGCGUCACAACCGCAACUGCUGCGACCAGAGAUUGCGAGAGGGUACGCUGAGCUCUGCAAUUCUGCAGCUUGAGUUUGACUACCUUGUGCUGUACGCGAACUCACUGGCACUACGUUCCCUCCAGAGGCGGCUGCGACGUGCGCGUCAGCGCGACGACCCCUCGUGGGAGACGCCGUCGCUGCUGAAUGCGGUCGAGGGUCCGUGGAUCAUUGAGGCGCUGUCAGCGGCGCGCGCAAUUCUUGAAACGACCACGAACAUGCUGGAGGCGCGAGGUCAUCUGCGUUUCUGCCCCUCGCGCAUCUUCCAGUACAUCCUCUUCGCCACAACAUUCCUGUACAAGGCUCUCGCCAUUGGUGCAGUGGAACACGGCGAGUCGAGCAUUGUCGCGAUGUUGGAGCGAACGGUCGCGGCGCUGGGUGCAGCCGCCAUUGACGACGAGCACUUUCCCUCUGGUUUCGCCGUCCUACUUGCCCGCCUGGGGAAGCACUGGCACGCUGGGCAGAUCUCGAACCGCACACUCGUGUUCUGGCCCAAACAACCCGAGAUCCAGCCUGGCAUACCCUUCCCCCCGCCGCCUGUCGAGGCGCCCGCCGAGGUGCCGUUAGUCGCAACACCACCGGCCCCACCGCUUGCCGCAGCUGCAGCCGAGGGUGGCUUGGGGUGGCAGCUUGACCUCACGUCACACAUGCCUGCGGCCGACCUCGAGCAGGACAUGAUCUUCCAGUCUAUCUGGGACCAUGCGGGCCCAAGCGCAGGCCUUUCCACCUCGAGCCUGUACGCGACGCUGCUGGGUGAGGCGCUGAAUAUGCCCGAGACGCUGUAA
Molecule: messenger RNA, 2241 nt
Organism: Cutaneotrichosporon cavernicola
Lineage: Eukaryota; Fungi; Basidiomycota; Tremellomycetes; Trichosporonales; Trichosporonaceae
Exons: 7
Coding region: 1-2241 (746 amino acids)
Biological process (GO): regulation of DNA-templated transcription; DNA-templated transcription
Cellular component (GO): nucleus
Molecular function (GO): DNA-binding transcription factor activity, RNA polymerase II-specific; DNA binding; zinc ion binding
Source: RefSeq, a predicted model, not a curated record